Debaryomyces fabryi is the source of this 756-nucleotide messenger RNA. Its product is annotated as ribosylnicotinamide kinase. The record is from RefSeq and is a predicted model, not a curated record. Gene Ontology annotation, cellular component: cytoplasm. The transcript has a single exon. Bases 1 to 756 code for a protein of 251 amino acids. Gene Ontology annotation, molecular function: kinase activity; ATP binding. NCBI's taxonomy places the organism in Eukaryota, Fungi, Ascomycota, Pichiomycetes, Serinales, Debaryomycetaceae.
AUGACCGACAAUGGAAAUUUGGGUCCUAACAUGCCACAUACAGACAAUCAGCAAAUUGUCUUAGUUGCUUUAAGUGGACCGUCAUCUUCUGGGAAAAGUACUACUGCCAAGGCACUCCACAAACUAUUCGAAGGAUCUAAGGUUGUACAUUUAGAUGAUUUUUAUUUCCCCGAUGAUAAAAUACCUGUUGAUCCCACGACAAAUGAACAAAAUUGGGAUUGUUCUGAUGCAAUUGAUUUUGAAAAAUUUACUGACUAUAUUAGGGGACUUAAGCUCGACAACAAAUUAACAACACAAAUAGACUCAUUAGAACCUGAAGCUGAUCUACAAUUAACGGAUGACGAAAUCAACCAUUUCACACAUGUAAUUAAUUCAUAUAGUCAUAAACUAAAAGAUAAAAUUAUCGUAUUGGUUGAUGGGUUUAUGUUAUUUCAUGAUGAUAGAAUAUCUAGCUUAUUUGAUAUCAGCUUGUUCUUUCAUGCGAAAUAUGAGACAUUAAAAUCAAGGAGAGAAUCAAGGGCAGGCUAUAAUACAGAAGGUGGGUUUUGGGUAGACCCACCCGGGUACUUUAGUAGAUUAGUAUGGCCCGAGUAUAUGAAGAGUCACAAGCAUCUCUUUGAAAAUGAAGAUGUGAACUUACAAUUGAACUCUCAUGCCAAGGACAAGUUAAAACUUAACGAAAUUCAAAAUGAAGAUUUAUCAUUACAUGAUUUGAUAAACUUGUCCCUAAUAAUAAUAUUAGAUAGGUUGGAAUAA